AUGACGCGUCAGCAACAGGCCACUGAUAGCAGGGCGUUAGCAGUCCCCGCAGAGCAACAGCAGCAGCAAUGGCAUCGGACGCCACAGCACAGCCAGCAGCAGCAGCAGCAGCAGCAACAGCAGCAAGAAGCAGAGCAGCAGCAGCAAAUUCUUCCCUUACAGGCCCUUCUGUCCGAAUUCAUUUCCAGCACGUCGUCGACUAUGGCGCACCAGCCGGCGCCACUCGCGCAGCUGUUCGGGUCAUUCUGUAGCAGCAGAAGCAGCAGCAGCAGCAGCAGCAGCAGAGGGUGCAGCAUGCAAACACUGCAUGCACUGCAGGAUCACGGAGCUUCCCUGCGAAGCCCCGUUGCUACUGCAGCAGCAGCAGCAGCACGACGAAAACAGCAGCAGCAGCAGCAGCACGACGAAAACAGCAGCAGCAGCAGCAGCAGCACGACGAAAGCAGCAGCAGCAGCAGCAGCAGGAGCCCGCACGGAAGGGUUGUUGCUGAGGGGGUGCAGCUGCUGCUUCUGGUGUCUGCGAAUGGCGGAAGAAACGGACUGCAGCACGCGGCUGCCUUGCUCUCCCCCCAGGCCAGCUUUUGCUGCUGUUUCGGAAGCAGCAGAAAGCCAAGACAGCACUGCGCCCCCCACAGCCCCCAGACGCGCGGGCGGCGGCGACGUCUGCAGCAGCAGCAGCAGCAGCAGCAGCAGCAGCGCUGGCGGGGAGGGGGAUGAGCCGCAGCCGCGAGCGCGAUGA
Molecule: messenger RNA, 738 nt
Organism: Eimeria tenella
Lineage: Eukaryota; Apicomplexa; Conoidasida; Eucoccidiorida; Eimeriidae
Exons: 1
Coding region: 1-738 (245 amino acids)
Source: RefSeq, a predicted model, not a curated record